Meleagris gallopavo (turkey) is the source of this 951-nucleotide messenger RNA. Lineage: Eukaryota; Metazoa; Chordata; Aves; Galliformes; Phasianidae. The record is from RefSeq and is a predicted model, not a curated record.
GUUGUCCUGCCCGCAGGACCCCGCACCAGGAAGCUGAAGAAGAAGAAGACGGAGAAGGAGGACAAACGGCCACGCACCGCCUUCACGGCCGAGCAGCUGCAGCGGCUGAAGGCGGAGUUCCAAGCGAACCGCUACAUCACGGAGCAGCGGCGGCAGAGCCUGGCCCAGGAGCUGAGCCUCAACGAGUCCCAGAUCAAGAUCUGGUUCCAGAACAAGCGGGCCAAGAUCAAGAAGGCGACGGGCAUCAAGAACGGGCUGGCACUGCACCUCAUGGCCCAGGGACUGUACAACCAUUCCACCACCACGGUGCAGGACAAAGAGGAGAGCGAGUGACGGCCCCGCGCCGACAGGUGCCAGGAACACAGAGCUAUUGUCUAUCCAUAGUAUAAGGACUGCGAACGAGAAAAAAAAAUAUGAACGCUUACAAAAAAAAAAAAAAAAAAAAAAAAUUACUCUAUAUAGCCAAACAUAUGACCUUGUAUAUAUUUAAUUUCAGGUAAGAAAUAUGUGUAGCGAUCUCUAUUUGCUGGAUGGUUUCUCUCUCUCCUUUUCUCUCCCUCUCUCUUUUGUUCGUUUGUUGCUUUCCUUUCCUCCCCACGUCCGUCGCUCUUCGUUUUUGGUGUCCGCCUCCGCUCUUCCGUUCGAUCCUUAUUUGUGUGUGUGUGUGAAUUUCUGUCUCUCUCUUUCUCUCUCUCUUUAUUUUUAUUUUUUUUUCCCGAGGAAAAAAACAAAAAAUAAAUCUGAUCCACAGACUGCGAGGCUGAACUGCCGCUCCAAGCCAAAGAUUUUAUUAUGUUCAGAAAUCUGUAGUCUGAAAUAAAGUGUAGGCUGUGCUCAGCACGCGGCUGCCGCGGCUUCUUCUUUCGGUGUGUGUGUGUGUGUGGCACAAACACAUCUGUGCACGCACAGCGCUGCUGAGAUCCGUUUUGGUUUUUGGUGGAUCAGCGCAGU